AUGACCAUAUUGGAAAACUGCACAGACGAGGAGGAAGUUUGACAAGUUUCCGUGGAGACUGUAUGGAGUUUCACAGUUGGUGGAUACCUGUUUGUUUUUCGCGGGGGGUUACAGUAUCGUCAAAAAUGAUUGGACAAAAAUCAACCCCAUAGGAUCUAAGGUUGGGUUUGUCCUUGUUCCACUGGGGAAAACUCAGACAGUGUUAUUUACCAGGAGGAAGGUUGGAGAUGAGGUAUGCUUGAGGUUAUAUGGGAGAUACUUGGAGAGGGUGGGGGCCUUCAGGUUGCUUGGGGUAUACUUUGACAUUCAGGUUCCUUGGGGUAUACUUUGAUACUAGACUGACCUGGGCAGAACACAUUGGGAGAGUGGUGGGAAAGUGUAAGAAGGUGCUAAAUGUGAUGCACUGUCUGACUGGGAAGGAGUGGUGGGGCUGGGCGUUCCUCAUUGAGGACUAUCUAUGUUGUAUUGAUCCGAUCUGUAAUUGACUAUGGCAGUAUAGCGUAUGGUUCGGCAGCACGGACCUCAUUGGAAAGGCUAGAUGUCAUACAGGGGCAAGGACUCAGAAUAUGUAGUGGUGCGUUUCGGACGUCCCCAGUGGCAACAUUACAGGUGGAGAUGGGGGGGAUAUGCCAUUGCAGAUUAGGAGACUGCAGCUGGCAACGAAUUAUUGGGUCAACCUACAAGGACAUGGGGUGUCUCAUCCUGCGAAAGGGAUUUUACAGGCAUUCUGGGACCAUGAGCGAAGACAGAACACGAGCUUUGGGUGGGUGGGUAAUACCCAGGCGAAGGAGAUGGGACUGGAUGGAAGGGAGUUUAGUCCAACGGUAGCUAUUCCUGUAAAUCCACCAUGGUUACUCCCGCCUCCAGUAGUUGAUCUAGAAGUGUUGGAGAGACUACAGAAAGAUAGGGAGGGUGUUGAUCCAUCUUCUGAGUUGUUUAAGGACAUCUGAUACUGUUUUAUCAGGAUUUUGUGGCCAUUUACACAGAAGGUUAAAAAGAUCCAAGGACAGGACGUACUGGGUCAGCAUUUGUAGUGCAGGAAUGUGGGGUGGAAGUCAGGAAACGUAUUACAGAUCAUCUGGCUUGUAUAUACGGCGGAGCUGAUGGCCUACUGUUGGCCUUGGCAGUGGGGCGUAUCUGAAUGGCCCAUACUGUGGCCGUGCAGUGGCGAGGCUGAUGGCCAUACUGUUGGCCUUGCAGUGGGUGGAGCUGAUGGCCAUACUGUUGGCCUUGUCAGUGGGGUGGAGCUGAUGGGCCAUACUGUUGGCCUUGCAGUUGGGUGGAGCUGAUGCCUACCUGUUGGGCCUUGCAGGGUGAGGAAGUUGCCAGCCAGAAGUAGUUUAUUGCUCUGAUUCAUGUGCAGUGUUAAUGAGUCUCCAGUCCUUUAGCUCACGUAGCAGAAAAUACCUGCUUUAUGAGGUGCUACAAACCCAUGGCAGGAUUAGACAGAUGAUAAGAUUGACUUGGGUCCCAGCCCAUGUGGGGGUGGAGGGGAACGAGGCAGUUGAUGUACUUACGUAGUGGGGAUGGUGAUGGCGCAGAGAUUGCAGGAACAGUGGAAUAGAAAUGCUAAGGGGAGGCAUUUAUUUCAAGUACAGAGGAAAGUCGGGGAGAGGAGGACGGCAGGAAGGGACAGAAGAGAGGAGGCUAUUUUUACAAGAUUAAGGGUGGGACACAGCCGGUUGAAUAAGACCUUUAAAUGUGAUAGGAAAACAUCCAACAGGAAAGUGUGAUUAUUGCCAGGAAACAGAGACUGUGCAGAAUGUAUUGCUACUGUGUGGGCAGUAUCAGAGGGAAAGAGAGAGGAUGAGAUCUACUAUGAGGGAGAAGGGGAUACAGGACAUUAGUUUAAAGAGUAUAUUGAGUAGAACGUCAUUAGAUAUAGUCUCAAAUAUUUUGUUAUCUUUUUUUAAGAGCAACGGGGCUGGCAGGUAGGAUUUAGUUUCUCCCUGUCUCUGGCCCACACUCCAGUAAGGUAGGUGGUGGUAAUGCACCAUAACGUUGGAUACCAACCGCCGAUAAACCCCACCGAAGAAGAAGAAGAAGAAGAAGAAGAAGAAGAAGAAGAAGUUCCACUGGGGAAGGAAACUUCAGUAUCCCGUUUAGGAAAACAUGAGCAAGAGCAGCAGGUCAAAAAACUAAACAACACCUAUCAUGUAAUUAUCUAAAUAGCUAACAGACUGAUUUGUGAUUUAUGCAAUAAGCCAGUAGUGUCGGGACUAUUCCAGUUAGCUGAAAGAUGUAUGCUUUGUGUAGCAAUAUCUUUGAGAAAAUUCGCUAGCCUCUAAAACACUUCACCUACACAGUGAGUAUUUCCUGCCACCACAAUAUAUUGAAUUGUUUUCACAUUCUUUUGGCCAGCUACCUAACUAAUGAGCUAAAUCAUAACAUGCAUGUACUUUGUAUCUAUACUGAACAGAACAAAUAUAUAAACGCAACUAGCAACAAUUUCAAAGAUUUUAUGGAGUUACAGUUCAUAUAAGGAAAUCAGUCAAUUGAAAUAAAUAAAUUAGGCACUAAUCUAUGGAUUUCACAUGACUGGGCAGGGGUGCAGCCUUGGGUGGGCCUUGGAGGGCAUAGGCCCACCCACUUGGGAGCCAGGCCCUGCCAAUCAGAAAAAAAUUUUUUUCCCCACAAAAGGGCUUUCUUACAGACAGAAAUAAUCCUCAGCACCUGCCCGCUUCCCCUCAGAUGAUCCCGCAGGUGAAUAAGCCGGAUGUGGAGGUCCUGGGCUGGCGUUGUUACUAGUGGUAUGCGGUUGUGAGGCUGGUUAGACGUACUGCCAAAUUCUCUAAAAGGAUAUAGCAGGCAGCUUAUGGUAGAGAAAUGAACAUUCAAUUAUCUGGCAACAGCCCUGGUGGACAUUCCUGCGGUCAGCAUGCCAAUUACACGUUCCCUCAAAACUUGAGACAUCUGUGGCAUUGUGUUGUGUGACAAAACUGCACAUUUUAAAGUGGCCUUUUAUUGUCAACCAGCACAAGGUGCACCUGUGUAAUGAUCAUGCUGUUUUAUCAGCUUCUUGAUAUGCCACACCUGUCAGGUGGAUGGUUUAUAUUGGCAAAGGCAAAUGCUCACUAAGAUGGAUGUAAACAAAUUUGUGCACAAAAUUUGAGAGAAAUACACUUUUGCAUAGUGCCAACUGUAAAGUUUGGCGGAGGAGGAAUAAUCGUCUGGGGCUGUUUUUUAUGGUUCGGGCUAGGCCUUUAGUUCCAGUGAAGGGAAAUCUUAACGCUACAGCAUACAAUGACAUUCUAAACAAUUCUGUGCUUCCAACUUUGUGGCAACAGUUUGGGGAAGGUGCUAUGUGGAUCUCUUGUGUAAGAGCCCCGACGCUCGGUCUGAACAUUAACGUGCGUCGCUUGCAGUACGAUUUUGGAAGCAUAAGGACCUUAUCCUUCAUAUUAGUGAGAAAUCAUUUUCAAAAAACACAAGGUUAAAUUGAUACACACCUUUAUAGGGUUUGGGUUUCCACAUGGCCAUAUUUCCAUGUUACAGCGCUUGUUUACGGAAAACAUUUUACAUUUACGUCAUUUAACAGACGCUCUUAUCCAGAGCGACUUACAGUUAGUGAGUGCAUAAUUAUUUAUUUUUUUAUACUGGUCCCCCCGUGGGAGUCGAACCCACAACCCUGGCAUUGCAAACGCCAACUGAGCUCCACGGGACAGACGGAAGACCUGUGCUAAUUAGCUAUCUGCGUAUCCGAACACCUGUGUGUAAAGGGAAGACAGACGCCACAAACGUGUUGUCACUGAAAGAUACUGUCGACUGCCGCUGUGUUAAAACCGUGUACAGUAAGUGUGUAUUUUGCAUUUGUGAAAUUAUUUUGAUGUGAUAUGAAAGUAGAGGGAUUUAUGUUUCUAUAACCGUAUUGCAGUUGAGAAUCGAUUCACGUUUAGAUGGGAGUGUUUGGCUGAUUAGGCUUCCAGAACCAAUUCGACCUUUAAACAGAACAUGUAAGGACCUACACUAAACCAAAAUAUAAACGCAACAUGUGAAGUGUUGGUCCCAUGUUUCAUGAGCUGAAGUUAAAAAUCCCUGAAAUGUUCCAUAUCCACAAAAAGCUUAUUUCUCUCAAAUGUUAACUGCAGGAAUGUCUACCAGAGCUGUUGCCAGAUAAUUUAAUGUUCAUUUCUCUACCAUAAUGCUACCUCCAACAUCGUUUUAGAGAAUUUGGCAGUACGUCCAAUCGGCCUCACAACCGCAGACCACAUGUACGGCGUUGUGUGGGCGAGGAGUCUGCUGAUGUCAACGUUGUGAACAGAGUGCCCCAUGGUGGGGUUAUGGUUUGGGCAGGCAUAAGCUACGGACAACGAACACAAAAAUACCGUGACGAGAUCCUGAGGCCCAUUGUGAGGCCCAUAUUCCUAAUGUUUGGUAUACUCAGUGUCAUUUGUUGCUCGGUUGACUCAAGGAGCUGUAAGAUACUUUACCUAUUUUAAUGGUCAUCUUUCCUUUCUUUUGUAGUUCAACUACUGCUUUGCCAUUGCCUGGAUGGUGCAGCAGGACCCACCUGAGUUCAGGUAAUGCCCUACUGGUCGUUAAUCUACACAUAGUUUAUACUGAAAAAAGCUUUUGAUAAGGUGUGUAACAUGCUUCUACAAUGACUGAUGAUUGAUGAUAUAAAGGCUAUUGGUGGUGAUGAUUGGCUCCGACGCUCGUCGCAUGUGCCAGGGCUUGCAGACGAUAACGGAUUACAAAGGGAAAACCAGCCAUGACUUGCCCAGCAACGCAGAACUCACAAAUGAGCUAAAUGCCUUUUAUGUCCACUUCGAGGAAUAUAACACUGUGCCUUGCGUGAAAGCCCAUAUUUUUUUAGUUUAAACAGGUUAACAAUCACUAGGCUGCCGGGCCAGACGGAAUACCAGGGCACGUUCUCAAAGCAUGCGCAGACCAGCUGGCGAGUGUCUUCAGACAUUUUCAAUCUCUCAUUGUCCCAGCCUGUAAUCCCAACAUGUUUCAAGCUGACCACUAUUGUCCCUGUUCCUAAGAGCUCCAAGGUAACCUGCCUAAAUGACUAUCGAUCUGUAGCACUCACAUCUGUAAUUAUGAAGUGCUUUGAAAGGCUGGUCAUGACACACCAUCAUCCCAGACACCCUAGAUCAACUCCAAUUCACAUAGAGGGGCUGGAUUGUGGAGCAGGUCGAGAACUUCAAGUUCCUUGGCGUCCACAUCACUAAGGACUUAACAUGGUCCACACAUACCCACACAGUCGUGAAGAGGGCACGGCAGCGCCUCUUCCCCCCCCCCCCCCCCAGGAGUCUGAAAAGAUUUAGCAUGGGCCCUCGGAUCCUCCGAAAGUUUUACAGCUACAACAUCGAGAGCAUCUUGACUGGCUGCAUCACCGCUUGGUACGGCAAAUGCACCGUCCUUGACUGCAAAGCGCUACAGAGGGUGGUGCGGACAGCCCAGUACAUCACUGGGGCUGAGCUCCCUGCCAUCCAGGACCACUAUAUCUGCGGUGUCAGAGGAGGGCCACCCAAGCCAUAGACUAUUCACUCUCCUACCAUCCGGCAAACGGUACCGGAGCAUCGGCUCUUGGACCAACAGGCUCCGAGACAGCUUCUACCCCCAAGCCAUAAGAUUGCUAAAUAGCCAGAUUGCUAAAUAGUCAAUAAAUGAUACCCAAACUAUCUGCACUGACUCUUAUCUUGCACAGACCCUACGCACACUCACUAGACUAUACACCGGGGGUGUUUCUCAAUAUGCAUACUACUGUGCUCCACACUCUCAUGCUCCGAGUGCAUUCUACGAGGAUGUUCUCUUGAGUACGUUCUUGUGAGGACGAGAGUGUGGAGAACGCAUAAAACAUUACAUUUGAGAAGCACUCCCCCCUACUGUAUUACCUCACGCUGCACCUCCCCAUUCACUGAACCUUCUUCCUGCCAGGACAAUGGCAACAAUAGAGAAGAAACAAGCUAUACACAAUGCAAAUGUUUUACUUCAUAACUAUCAGCUAGCUAUAUGUGAAUCGUAAUAAUCUAGCUAACCAGAUAGUUUAACAGGCAAAAAUGACCUAAAACUAAUGUUAUGCAAGGUAGAUUCUUCGUGGGUAGCUAGCUGCCAAUUCUUUGUGGCAGUAGUAGCUAGCCGGACAACGUUAGCCCUAUUGACUUACUAUGGGCUUGCGAUCUACGCGCACUACAGUGGGUAUUGUAGACAGGUAAAAAUGCUAAAAUUAUUAAUGUAAAAUUUAUUACGAUUUACAAUUUAGCAGUGGUGGUGCGCCACUGUAAAAUGCAUAUACAAAAUGCACUACUACUACUACUACUACUACAGCCAUGUCUGCUUCUGCCAGUUAGCAGCCAAACACAUCUCUGCUGCUGCUACUACUACUACUAAUACUACUACUACUACUACUACUACUACUAAUACUACUACAGCCAUGUCUGCUUCUGCCAGUUAGCAGCCAAACACAUCUCUGCUGCUGCUACUACUACUACUACUACUACUACUACUACUACUACUACUACUACUACUAAUACUACUACUAAUACUACUACAGCCAUGUCUGCUUCUGCCAGUUAGCAGCCAAACACAUCUCUGCUGCUGCUACUACUACUACUAAUACUACUACUACUACUACUAAUACUACUACUAAUACUACUACAGCCAUGUCUGCUUCUGCCAGUUAGCAGCAAAACACAUCUCUGCUGCUACUACUACUACUACUACUACUACUACUACUACUAGUACUCCUGAGUGGCGCAGUGGUCUAAGGCACUGCAUCGCAGUGCUAACUGUGCCACUAGAGAUCCUGGUUCGAAUCCAGGCUCUGUCGCAGCCGGCCGCGACCGGGAGACUCAUGGGCGGCGCACAAUUGGCCCAGCGUCGUCCAGGGUAGGGGAGGGAAUGGCCGGCAUGGAUGUAGCUCAGUUGAUAAAGCAUGGCGUUUGCAACGCCAGGGUUGUGGGUUCGAUUCCCACGGGGGUCCAGUAUAAAAAAUAUAUAUAUAUAUAUAUAUGUGUUCACUAACUGUAAGUCGCUCUGGAUAAGAGCGUCUGCUAAAUGACGUAAAUGUAAAAUGUACUACUACUACUACUACUACUACUACUACUAAUACUACUACAGCCAUGUCUGCUUCUGCCAGUUAGCAGCCAAACACAUCUCUGCUGCUGCUACUACUACUACUAAUACUACUACUACUACUACUACUACUACUACUAAUACUAAUACUACUACAGCCAUGUCUGCUUCUGCCAGUUAGCAGCCAAACACAUCUCUGCCAAGUGAGACACUGUUUUCUCUCUUACCUUCCUCUCUUUUUCUCCUUUGCAACUGCUCUUCUUUUGACUUGCCCUUCUUCCAUCUUCCCCUCUUCUCUCAACUUCCCCUCCUCAUCCACCUUCCCCUCUUCUCUCAACUUCCCCUCCUCUUCCCUCCUCCUCAUCCACCUUCCCCUCUUCUCUCAACUUCCCCUCCUCUUCCCUCCUCCUCAUCCACCUUCCCCUCUUCUCUCAACUUCCCCUCCUCUUCCCUCCUCCUCGUCCACCUUCCCCUCUUCUCUCAACUUCCCCUCUUCUUUCACUCUCUUCUUACCGUUAUUUACCAUAUAAAUACUAAUGUUGUAAUUUACACCAUAGUCCACCAGAGGGAGGGGUUGAUUUUCAAAAAAAUAUGUAUUGACUCACAAUGUAAACCCAAACAAAUCUACUCUCUCUGUCUCUGUCUCUGUCUCUCGUUCUCUCUUCUCCUGGCUCCAUUCUCUUAUGCUUUUAUUCCUGACCUCUUUUGUUAUACAUAUUAUUUAAGCACUCACAUUCUUCUGUAAAAGCUUUUGAAGUUGUAGCUACUAGCUGGCUAAGUCAUUUACCUAAUCACCAAAAAGCAGUGUGUGUGAUAUAUACAUACAUACAUACAUACAUACAUACAUACAUACAUACAUACAUACAUACAUACAUACAUACAUACAGUGAGGGGGGAAAAAAGUAUUUGAUCCCCUGCUGAUUUUGUACGAUUGCCCACUGACAAAGACAUGAUCAGUCUAUAAUUUUAAUGGUAGGUUUAUUUGAACAGUGAGAGACAGAAUAAUAACAAAUAAUUCCAGAAAAACGCAUUUCAAAAAUGUUAUACAUUGAUUUGCAUUUUAAUGAGGGAAAUAAGUAUUUGACCCCCUCUCAAUCAGAAAGAUUUCUGGCUCCCAAGUGUAUUUUAUACAGGUAACGAGCUGAGAUUAGGAGCACACUCUUAAAGGGAAUGCUGCUAAUCUCAGUUUGUUACCUGUAUAAAAGACACCUGUCCACAGAAGCAAUCAAUCAAUCAGAUUCCAAACUCUCCACCAUGGCCAAGACCAAAGAGCUCUCCAAGGAUGUAAGGGACAAGAUUGUAGACCUACACAAGGCUGGAAUGGGCUACAAGACCAUCGCCAAGCAGCUUGGUGAGAAGGUGACAACAGUUGGUGCGAUUAUUCGCAAAUGGAAGAAACACAAAAUAACUGUCAAUCUCCCUCGGCCUGGGGCUCCAUACAAGAUCUCACCUCGUGGAGUUGCAAUGAUCAUGAGAACGGUGAGGAAUCAGCCCAGAACUACACGGGAGGAUCUUGUCAAUGAUCUCAAGGCAGCUGGGACCAUAGUCACCAAGAAAACAAUUGGUAACACACUACGCCGUGAAGGACUGAAAUCCUGCAGCGCCCGCAAGGUCCCCCUGCUCAAGAAAGCACAUAUACAGGCCCGUCUGAAGUUUGCCAAUGAACAUCUGAAUGAUUCAGAGGAGAACUGGGUGAAAGUGUUCUGGUCAGAUGAGACCAAUCGAGUUCUUUGGCAUCAACUCAACUCGCCGUGUUUGGAGGAGGAGGAAUGCUGCCUAUGACACCAAGAACACCAUCCCCACCGUCAAACAUGGAGGUGGAAACAUUAUGCUUUGGGUGUGUUUUUCUGCUAAGGGGACAGGACAACUUCACCGCAUAAAAGGGACGAUGGACGGGGCCAUGUACCGUCAAAUCUUGGUUGAGAACCUCCUUCCCUCAGCCAGAGCAUUGAAAAUGGGUCGUGGAUGGGUAUUCCAGCAUGACAAUGACCCAAAACACACGGCCAAGGCAACAAAGGAGUGGCUCAAGAAGAAGCACAUUAAGGUCCUGGAGUGGUUUAGCCAGUCUCCAGACCUUAAUCCCAUAGAACAUCUGUGGAGGGAGCUGAAGGCUCGAGUUGCCAAACGUCAGCCUCGAAACCUUAAUGAGGGACAAAAUCCCUCCUGAGAUGUGUGCAAACCUGGUGGCCAACUACAAGAAAUGUCUGACCUCUGUGAUUGCCAACAAGGGUUUUGCCACCAAGUACUAAGUCAUGUUUUGCAGAGGGGUCAAAUACUUAUUUCCCCUCAUUAAUAAUAAUAGCUAUAGCCCAUUUAGCAGACGCUUUUAUCCAAAGCGACUUACAGUCAUGCGUGCAUAAUUUUUUUUGUGUAUGGGUCGUCCCGGGGAUCGAACCCACUACCUUGGCGUUACAAGCGCCGUGCUCUACCAGCUGAGCUACAUUAAGAUGCAAAUCAAUUUAUAACAUUUUUGACAUGCGUUUUUCUGGAUUUUUUUUGUUGUUAUUCUGUCUCUCACUGUUCAAAUAAACCUACCAUUAAAAUUAUAGACUGAUCAUGUCUUUGUCAGUGGGCAAACGUACAAAAUCAGCAGGGGAUCAAAUACUUUUUUCCCUCGCUGUAUAUAUACACACACUCUACCGGUCAAAAUAUUUAUAACACCUACUCAUUCAAGGGUUUUUCUUUCUUUUUACUAUAUUUCUACAUUGAAGAAUAUUAGUGAAGACAUCAAAACUAUGAAAUAACACAUAUGGAAUCAUGUAGGAACCAAAAAAGUGUUAAACAGAUUCUUCAAAUAGCCACCCUUUGCCUUGAUGACCGCUUUUGGGGUGUGAUGUAGCCUAAUAUGGAGGACCCGGCAAGCCAGACUAUUCUCUAUCAUGUAUAUUCCAACAUAAAUAACUUCAAAUAUGUAACUUCAAAUUAAACCAAAUCAUUUGCACUCAUGAUUACUGGUUUCAAUCAAAUGUUCAGCCAACUUACAAGCAAAUAAUGUAUAAAUCUUUGUUACAAAUCAACUUGCAAGGUUGCUAGCCAACUAGCCUGCUAACAUUAGCCCUACUAGCUUGCUAACAUUAUGUUAGCACUGCAUGAGUCAGCCAGUUGCUAUCAACACCUAGAAAUGCAUAACACCAUCUAACCAGUUAUCAAAGAAUAUUAGCUAUAUGCCGUUAUCUUAGCCAGCGAGCUAGCCAGCCAGCUAACGUCAGCUAUUUAGCCAACUAGCUAUAGCCCAGCCAGUCUAGCCAACCACCAUGGUUAUGGUCGGCAAGUUAGAGCUAAACUGGAGACCAACUAAAACACAACUAACAAAACUAAAACACAACCGCAGCUCAAAAGCAAAGAGAUAGCUGAGACUUACAGAUUGAUGGCUAGGGCCCAUCCGAUGGAAAAACUUUGUGCAGGCUGAGUUAGCUAGCUACCAAAGCGGGGGGAGGCGGGCGCUUCACCGGGCGGAGAGAGAGUCAGUGAGGGAAAUCCAAUAGCUAUAUAGCGAGAAAAAUCCUAAAUGAAUAUAUUCCAGAUGUCAGUCAGCUAGCGUGCUAGCGCUAAGCCAAUUUGGGAAAAACUACACAAUUAGAGAAGGCAGGUAUGAUUUUCUCUUUCGUUUUUAGCCCACGGCAAGAAGGCACCAGAGCCUGCCAUGCUAACGGGUUCCCACUAGAUAACACAGCCACAAGAGCAUGAGGAUGAGGAUGCUAACAUUAGCAAGCGUGAGCUAGCUACCGAGCUAGCAUUCGAACUCGGUAGCACAGAGUAGAUUCUCCAUAUGACGUUGAGAAAUAGUGCGUUGUGGGUAGUUAAGAAGAUGUUAAGAAAUAUGUAAUAACCCAAAACAUAACUAUGUUUGUAGUUAUAGGUAAUCAGACCGUGACUACAACUAAGUUACGAAGUCUUUGACCACACUGUGUUGUUACUUUGGUGAAUCAUGCUUCCUACCCUUUUUAAAGUAUAAUUUUUUAAAAGUUCUAAUGUUACUUUGUUCAACACAACAAAAAAAUACUUAAAUAAAUGUAAUUUUGUCCUUGAAACAUUUAAUUGAAAUACUGUAGAAUUCCAUUCAUUCCUAUGGAGGACUGCUCCUGCUGGGGAGUGCCAUUAUGGCCGACCAGUGGCUUCAAAGCCUCUCAUUGGCCAAUACAUGGCAUCAGCAAUCCAGGGUUUAUAUACAUCAUUGGAACUAAGAAAGUUGGGUGUCUCUUUUUUGUAUUGAAAAUGCUAAACAAUUGAUGCUUUAGCUAAGCCUACCUUUAACGCACAUGAAUGUUACCAGAGCUAGGCUUAGCGUAAAGGACGUCAAGUUGAAGGUAGCGUGCAAUGGUCACCUGUCAAACCGCCACCCAACAUCCAGGUGAGCCUGUAUCAGUGUUCUGUUUUAACUCCAGUCUCACCCACAGUCAUUACUCUAAUUAUCAAAAGGAAAACACAGUGGGAAACAACUUCCACAAAAUUAUUUUCCAAUCGUUUCAUUCUAAACAGAACCACAAUUAUUUUCGUUCCGUUCCACUAUUCCAACCAGCAUAAUAAAAUUCUGAACCGAUUUUUUUUAAAGAAAAAGAAAAAAGAAAAAAAAAGUAACCGGUUUAUAUAAUUCCUUUUUUGUUCCUUUUUUAACCUGUGAAAUCGACAUACUUUUUACAUUUACCUAAUUAAAUUACCCCACCAAUCAGUGCGGAUAGAGCAGCUUGCUAUGGACUGGGCAAGGUAAUUGUUUGAACAUGCUUGAUGGACAGACAAGUGUAGGGCGCGAAAUGCGACUAAAACUUUGCGGGCGGGGAUAGAGCGAGAGAGAUGUGUUUAGGAUAUUAGUAGUAGGCCUAUCAUUACUUCACUGAAUUACAUCAUUAUAUACUAGCUAGAUACCAAUGGAGGAGCGUUUAAUAUGGAGGGACUUUGAAUGUCUGAAAAUUUUGGCUCAAUGACCUGGACCAGAGAUGGCUAACAAGCUUCCGUGUGCAGCGGCACCAGAAUUCAAAACACUCUUACCUUUGUUGUUAAUGAAUCCAAUGUGAAAUGUAAUAACAUAAUAUCCUUAACUAGCCUAGAAAAAGCUGUCAGGCAGACACUGGAAAGAGUAUCUGCCUGACAGAGAGCACUUUGAUGGCGUUUUUUUUGUGGGACUGAAAACACUACAGAUCACUUUCGUUCCCGGUUUGGUUUAUUUUCCGGGUUCCGGUUCUGUUCCCUGAACCGGUUCAUGACCCCUGGUAUACCAUGUAUGACUGUCAUCUCAUCUGUCUGAGUAACACUACUGAUCUUAAGUCUUCAUCUUAACCAUUCACUUUUAUCCUAAGUGUUAAACAGGAGCGCAAGCCUCUGUUGCCAUAGCUGCAUGAUGCAUAUUUAUACGUUUGAUUUCUCUGGCUUCCUUAAGGACUAUUACUGUGUAUGUUGUUGUGGUUCAGUUGUUGUAUGUUGCCCGUGCGUGCGAAUUGUGUCCUCAGUUGACAUGUGUCCUCCAUCUUGUACUAACAGGAAGAUGAUGUUUCUGUGGUUUGAGGAAGGCUUCAGAGUGGUCAUCCUCACUUCCAACAUGAUCAGGGCAGACUGGUACCAGAAAACACAGAGGUGAGUGAGUCUCUUACCGUGGCCAUUUUGAAGGCUACCAUUUCUAUAGUGUGGUUAAACUAUACUGCAUGCUACGCUAGGUUACAGUCUACACUCCCAGUUGAAAUGAGUUGAACUUCAAUUUCAUCAUUUUGUUUUUGAUUAAUUAUUAAGUUAUUGAUUUCCUGUUUUUGCUCCAGUUCUUGCAUUGCUUGAGAGCCAGAUGUCUUUGAAGUAGUUAGUUUGAGCUUUAAGAAAACAACAUUAGUCUCAUAUCUGGGAUGAAUAUCCUAGCUGUCGUCGUGUAUUCAUACCAACCUUAAUAACACAUUUGAUCUUGGUUACCAUGACAACUCGCUCAGCAAGCUGAAAUGAGGCCCAAUAGUAACUGGGGCACGAGUUUUUUUCUGACAAACCAAUCCCCCAAUCCUUUCAUAAAACCUGUACUGAUUAUUUUACAGAAACACAUAUUAAGUGUCUCUGCCAGUUAAUCGCUCUCUGAUGUUCAUGUACUCCCUUACACUAAUAGGAGAGAUGAAAUCAUCCCCUCUUUCAGAUUCUUUCAUUCAGGUGAUCCCUCUAUUUAUGAGGUCAUUUCCUGUCUACUCCGCCUCUCCCUGACCCUUGACCCCAGUUCCAUUAGCGAGGCUCUAACAGAGAGAGCAGCCUUUAAAGAACAACAGUUUGGCCUACCUCCUCCAUCUAUGUCGUCUCUCACUUAAAUACUCCUCUCUCCUCUCCGUUUCUCACUCUCUACCUGUCAAUCAAAAAAAUACCCUCAAGUAAAAGGUGACAUUCUGUACUGUAGCCUCCAUAUAUUUAUUUUGAUAUCUCAAAUCCAAAAUGCUGGAGUAUAGAGCCCAAAAAAUAUAUAAAUAUCUUCACUGUCCGAAUACGCUCCCCUCCAUAUGUAAAUGUAUAUCUCCCCUCCAUAUGUAUACCUCUCUCCUCCAUAUGUAUACCUCUCUCCUCCAUAUGUAUACCUCUCUCCUCCAUAUGUAUAUCUCUCCCCUCCAUAUGUAUAUCUCUCUCCUCCAUAUGUAUAUCUCUUCCCUCCAUAUGUAUACCUCUCUCCUCCAUAUGUAUAUCUCUCUCCUCCAUAUGUAUACCUCUCUCCUCCAUAUGUAUAUCUCUCCCCUCCAUAUGUAUAUCUCUCUCCUCCAUAUGUAUAUCUCUUCCCUCCAUAUGUAUACCUCUCUCCUCCAUAUGUAUACCUCUCUCCUCCAUAUGUAUACCUCUCUCCUCCAUAUGUAUAUCUCUUCCCUCCAUAUGUAUACCUCUCUCCUCCAUAUGUAUAUCUCUUCCCUCCAUAUGUAUACCUCUCUCCUCCAUAUGUAUAUCUCUCCCCUCCAUAUGUAUAUCUCUCCCCUCCAUAUGUAUAUCUCUCUCCUCUUUCUUCCUUUUCAACCUCUCUCACUCCCCCUCUCUCUGUCUGAUCGUCAUGCUGAGGUGGUAGUAGUGGAUGUCUGGUCUGGGCCUGCCCUCUCCUUAGAGGCGGAUCCUAGUGCCUGGCCUCCAUAUUCAUGAGCUCUGGCCCCGUUCUGCCCUGCCAUUGGAGUUACAUCACACACACACAUCUGCUAUGUCUGUCACCCCAGAAUUGCUUUCAGCCUCUGUCAAGCUGUGGAUGACAAAUGGCUGAAGUGAUAUGCAGGGUGUGUUGACGUUGUGAGGCUUUCUCUCAGUUUUUCAUUUAGUGAAAUGAAAGAAAACUUUAUUGAUCCCCUAAGGGGAACUUGGUUUUGUAAGCAGCAGACAGUGACCAUGAAGACUCAUGGGGAUAUGUCAGAACACUGAUGACUUAUGAAACAAGAGAGAGGGUAUUGUGCUGAGUGAUAUAUAGUUGAGGUUGUAUUGUAAGGACCCUGGGACUAAACACCUCCCUCUGCAACUGGAUCCUGGACUUCCUGACGGGCUUCCCCCAGGUGGUAAGGGUAGGUAACAACACAUCUGCCACGCUGAUCCUCAACACGGGGGCCCCUCACGGGUGCGUGCUCAGUCCCCUCCUGUACUCCCUGUUCACCCAUGACUGCAUGGCCAGGCACGACUCCAACACCACCAUUAAGUUUGCCGACGACACAACAGUGGUAGGCCUGAUCACCGACAACGAUGAGACAGCCUAUAGGGAGGAGGUCAGAGACCUGGCCAUGUGGUGCCAGGAUAACAACCUCUCCCUCAACGUGAUCAAGACAAAGGAGAUGAUUGUGGACUAGGAAAAAGAAGAGGACCGAGCACGCCCCCAUUCUCAUCGACGGGGCUGUAGUGGAGCAGGUUGAGAGCUUCAUGUUCCUUGGUGUCCACAUCACCAACAAACUAACAUGGUCCAAACACACCAAGACAGUCAUGAAGAGGGCACGACAAAGCCUAUUCCCCCUCAGGAGAUUGAAAAGAUUUGGCAUGGGUCCUCAAAACGUUCUACAGCUGCACCAUCGAGAGCAUCCUGACUGGUUGCAUCACAGACUUGUAUGGCAACUGCUCGGCCUCCGACCGUAAGGCACUGCAGAGGGUAGUGCGUACGGCCCAGUACAUUUUACAUUUACAUUUGAGUCAUUUAGCAGACGCUCUUAUCCAGAGCGACUUACAUGAGCAAUUAGGGUUAAGUGCCUUGCUCAAGGGCACAUCGACAGAUUUUUCACCUAGUCGGCUCGGGGAUUAGAACCAGCGACCUUUCGGUUACUGGCACAACGCUCUUAACCACUAAGCUACCUGCCGUACAUCACUGGGGCCAAGCUUCCUUCCAUCCAGGACCUCUAUGCCAGGCGGUGUCAGAGGAAGGCCCUAAAUAUUGUCAAAGACUCCAGCCACCCUGUUCUCUCUGCUACCGCACGGCAAGCGGUACCGCAGUGCCAAGUCUAGGGCCAAAAGGCUUCUUAACAGCUUCUACCCCCAAGCCAUAAGACUCCUGAACAGCUAAUAAAAUGGCUACCCAGACUAUUUGCAUUGCCCACCCCCCACCCCCUCUUUUACGCUGCUGCUACUCUCUGUUUAUUAUCUAUCCAUAGUCACUUUAACUAUAGCUACAUGUACAUAUUACCUCAAUUACCUUGACUAACCGGUGCCCCUGCACAUUGACUCUGUACCGGUACCCCCUGUAUAUAGCCUCCCUACUGUUAUUUUUACUGUUAUUUUACUGCUUUUAUUAUUGACUUAUCUAUUGUUUACUUAACACCUAUUCGUCUUAAAACUGCAUUGUUGGUUAAGGGCUUGUAAGUAAGCAUUUCACUGUAAUGUCUACACCUGUUGUAUUCGGCGCAUGUGACAAAUAAAAUGUGAUUUGAUUUGUAAUGGCUUUGACUAGGGGUUGUAUUGUUGCAUGAUUGUAUUGUGUAGUAUUAUGUAACAGAUGUUGUAUUGAGACAGUAUAUCUAUGUCUGUGUCUCAGGUUAUGGGUGAGUCCUCUGUAUCCACGGUUACCCAAGGGGAGUCCAGAGACUGUAGGGGAGUCUCCCACCCUCUCCAAGCGGAACCAAAUGAUCGGCGAACACGAACUGUCUGAGACCAAGCGAGACGAUGUUAAUCUAUGAUCAUGUUCAAUUGGCACCAAACAGCAGAAAACAUUUGAAACAGAUGAGGUACUACCUUAACUCACCAUAAUAACUGAUUUUUGUUUUAAUAUAUAACUGCAAGGGCUGUGCUCUACCACCUAAACAUUAUGCCAACUGAAGUGGACCCAUAUGAGAUGUUGACAGCUCCUCCUCUCUCUCCUCCUCCUGAUAGGUGAGACUCCAGGGAGGUACCUGGGCUCAGACAUGGGGAGGUGGGGUCGCCUGAGGUUGAGAAAAGUAAGAAGGAAUCUCUUGCUUCCAUCUAGGAGCACCAGUAAAUGUUGAUGGACAGCUCCAACGCUCCACUGUCCUCCAUGUUUAAUGAGCCACACACUGCCGGACUCUGUCUCAUCUACUUGAUUGCUUCUCGAUUACUCAGGUAACAGGCUACGAUGUUCAUCACUUAUUUAGUCUGAAGUACAUUUUUAUACCAUAUAUCACGCCUGCUCCCGCUCCCCCUCCCUGGCGCUCGAGUGGGCCAGGCUGCCCAUCAUUACGCACACCUGUCCUUUCACAAUGCAGAUACCACUAUCAGAAGCAUCAGGGCGUUUUUGUUUUUCGUUUGGGUUUGUGACGUCGGGUCUGGGUGCCGCUGCCGAAGGAACCGGGGAUGCCUUAGCUGGCUCGAGAGGUUUUCUUGCCUCGGUUGGCUCGGCAGGCUCCCAUCCCACGUCAUGCCUCAGCGGGCCCGUUAGGCUCCCAUGCCUUAGCGGGCCCGUCAGGCUCCCAUGCCUCAGCCGGCUCGUCAGGCUUCAACGCCUCAGCGGGCCCGUCAGGCUCCCAUGCCUCAGCCGGCUCGUCAGGCUCCCUCGGCCGGCUCGACAGGUUCCCACGCCUCGACCUGCUCGUCCGGCUCCCAUGCCUCGGCAGCAGGUAGCUUAGUGGUUAAGAGCAUUGUGCCAGUAACCAAAAGGUUGCUGGUUCUAAUCCCCGAGGCGACUAGCUGAAAAAUCUGUCGAUGUGCCCUUGAGCAAGGCACUUAACCCCAAUUCCUCCUGUAAGUCACUCUGGAUAAGAGCGUCUGCUAAAUGACUAAAAUGUAAAAUGUUAUUACAUUUUUUAAUACUCUAAACCAGGGUUGGAUGUCUGCAGUGUGUCUGCAGGCUUUUGUUCCAGCCCAGCAUUAACCCUUUACACUCAUGGGAAUCGUUGGGGAUUAAACGCAUCGUUUCAACACUUACAUCACAAGAAUGAUAACUUUAUUUUGAUGCGUGUUAAUUUUUUUGUGGAAUUGAAAAAAGUUAUAAUUGAAUACAGUUUAAAUGUUUACAAAUUAGAUGCGCUGAAAUGUAAUCUAGAGCCAAGCCUGUAGGUUUUUAAUCCGAGGGUGUCCUGCUAUUGACACACUUCUUGAAUUAUGCAACAGAACGUGACAACAACAUUAAUGAGGCAGUCUAGACAGCAUAGGUGAGUGCAGGUAGGCCUAGACAGAGCAACAUUUUGGUGGUUGCAGUUCAACCCCUUUAUGUUAAUGUCUUCAUAUAUGCAAAUACACCCAGUGUUUAUGCAAAUUAGGCACAUCAUUUUCUUUAUUUGAACACAAAAUAUAUUUUAAAAAAUACCUGAUACCAUUAGAAAAUGUAUAUAUGAGUGCAUUCUAACAAAAAAAAGUGACAUUUUACAAUAAAUUGAAUCCCUGAAUUCCAUUCAUUAUUUGUCCAUUCCAGUAAAACAUUUACAGUGAGGGAAAAAAGUAUUUGAUCCCCUGCUGAUUUUGUACGUUUGCCCACUGACAAAGAAAUGAUCAGUCUAUAAUUUUAAUGGUAGGUUUACUUGAACAGUGAGGGACAGAAUAACAACAAAAAAAUCCAGAAAAACGCAUGUCAAAAAUGUUAUAAAUUGAUUUGCAUUUUAAUGAGGGAAAUAGGUAUUUGACCCCCUCUCAAUCAGAAAGUUUUCUGGCUCCCAGGUGUGUUUUAUACAGGUAACGAGCUGAGAUUAGGAGCACACUCUUAAAGGGAGUGCUCCUAAUCUCAGCUUGUUACCUGUAUAAAAGACACCUGUCCACAGAAGCAAUCAAUCAAUCAGAUUCCAAACUCUCCACCAUGGCCAAGACCAAAGAGCUCUCCAAGGAUGUCAGGGACAAGAUUGUAGGCUGGAAUGGGCUACAAGACCAUCGCCAAGCAGUUUGGUGAGAAGGUGACAACAGUUGGUGCGAUUAUUCACAAAUGGAAGAAACACUAAAUAACUGUCAAUCUCCCUCGGCCUGGGGCUCCAUGCAAGAUCUCACCUCGUGGAGUUGCAAUGAUCAUGAGAACGGUGAGGAAUCAGCCCAGAACUACACAGAAGGAUCUUGUCAAUGAUCUCAAGGCAGCUGGGACCAUAGUCACCAAGAAAACAAUUGGUAACACACUACGCCGUGAAGGACUGAAAUCCUGCAGAGCCCGCAAGGUCCCCCUGCUCAAGAAAGCACAUAUACAGGGCUGUCUGAAGUUUGCCAAUGAACAUCUGAAUGAUUCAGAGGAGAACUGGGUGAAAGUGUUGUUGUCAGAUGAGACCAAAAUCGAGCUCUUUGGCACCAACUCAACUCGCCGUGUUUGGAGGAGGAGGAAUGCUGCCUAUGACCCCAAGAACACCAUCCCCACCGUCAAACAUGGAGGUGGAAACAUUAUGCUUUGGGUGUGUUUUUCUGAUAAGGGGACAGGACAACUUCACCGCAUCAAAGGGACGAUGGAUGGGGCCAUGUACCGUCAAAUCUUGGGUGAGAACCUCCUUCCCUCAGCCAGGGCAUUGAAAAUGGGUCGUGGAUGGGUAUUCCAGCAUGACAAUGACCCAAAACAUACGGCCAAGGCAACAAAGGAGUGGCUCAAGAAGAAGCACAUUAAGGUCCUAGAGUGGCCUAGCCAGUCUCCAGACCUUAAUUCCAUAGAAAAUCUGUGGAGAUUGCUAACAAGGGUUUUGCCACCAAGUACUAAGUCAUGUUUUGCAGAGGGGUCAAAUACUUAUUUCCCUCAUUCAAAUGCAAAUCAAUUGAUAACAUUUUUGACAUGCGUUUUUCUGAUUUUUGUUGUUGUUAUUCUGUCUCUCACUGUUCAAAUAAACCUACCAUUAAAAUUAUAGACUGAUCAUUUCUUUGUCAGUGGGCAAACGUACAAAAUCAGCAGGGGAUCAAAUACUUUUUUCUCUCACUGUAUAUCUCACUUGUCAUCCCCAAAGCCAACACCUCCUUUGGCCGCCAUUCCUUCCAGUUCUCUGCUGCAAAUGACUGGAACGAAUUGCAAAAAUCUCUGAAGCUGGAGACACUUAUCUCCCUCAUUAACUUUAAGCAUCAGUUGUCAGAGCAGCUUACCGAUCACUGCACCAGCACACCCAACUACCUCAUCCCCAAAUUGUUAUUUAUUUUGCUAAUUUGCACCCCAGUAUCUCUAUUUGCACAUCAUCUUCUGCACAUCUAUCACUCCAGUGUUAAUACUAAAUUGCAAUUAUUUUGCACCAUAGCCUAUUUAUUGCCUUACCUCCAUAACUUACUACAUUUGCACACACUGUAUAUAGAUUUUCUAUUGUGUUAUUGACUGUACGUUUUGUUUAUUUCAUAUGUAACUCUGUGUUGUUGUUUUUAUCGCACUGCUUUGCUUUAUCUUGGCCAGGUUGCAGUUGUAAAUGAGAACUUGUUCUCAACUGGCUUACCUGGUUAAAUAAAGGUUAAAUAAAAAAUAAAUAAAUAAAAUAAAUGACUAGCUAAGUUAUAAAAUACGAUAUUACAGUUUUGGGCUUUCACAAUGCAAUUCAGAGAAACAGAUCGUAAUUUUUGUGCGCAUGGAAAGGACUGGAGUCAUGAGCGAAUUUCCUUCACAGUAGACAAACCGGCUAAUUCUGUUCAGAAAAACCCAAGGUAUGCUGCCAUGUAAUCUUGUAACUGUACAUCAAACAUAGGAUCAUAAACGUUGACACUGUGGUGCACUCACGGGUGUUUGGCUUGCUUGUAUGACAUCAACGCGGUAUUUAUUAUAAUCCUCAAUGUCUCAUCUUUCAAAAUACAUAGAGACCUCUUAAUUCAUAGCAUGUCCCUCACUCAGACAACCAAAAAUGGGCAAAAGUUUGGGGAGGGAACCACUUGUUGCGCUCAAGUUCAGAACGGCUGUCGGUCAAAACCCAUACAGAGCUGUGAAGCUCAGAGCCUGAGCUCUGACGUCAUUUAUAGCAUGUUACUGUACAGCCACUGCGUUCCAAUUUAGGCACUUAUCAGCUCCAGAAUCUGCCAUUUUCAACCCGUAUGCGGGUACAAGUGUAAAGGGUUAAUUUCUUUCCUCUGUUCCACCCUCUCUGGCUGUUACAGGACCACACACUGCUCAUCCCCAACGAUGAAAAGUGGCCCGUCAUUGGUCAGUAUUCUAGCAUCGGCUCCAUGGGAUUGGACAAGCCCUGGCGGGGGAGUUACAGCGCACUCUGACAACCCUG
Molecule: messenger RNA, 20513 nt
Organism: Coregonus sp. 'balchen'
Lineage: Eukaryota; Metazoa; Chordata; Actinopteri; Salmoniformes; Salmonidae
Source: the annotation of a GenBank genome assembly